Messenger RNA from Anopheles coustani, 3168 nucleotides. RefSeq lists its product as uncharacterized. The transcript has 2 exons. Bases 1 to 3168 code for a protein of 1055 amino acids. The record is from RefSeq and is a predicted model, not a curated record. Lineage: Eukaryota; Metazoa; Arthropoda; Insecta; Diptera; Culicidae.
AUGUCAGUAUCAAAUACAGCUCUGUCACUGACGACCCAGCAGCUGGCCAACGAUCCGACCGCUGCCUCCACCAACGAACAGCACGAUGCAUCGAUGCAGCUUUUACCGGACGCCGGACGUCGACGGCGACGGCUGGGCAGGAAACGAAAGCGUCGCCCACUGCAGGACGAUUACUGGCCACCGGAGGGACAAGACAACGACACCGAAGCGAACCCCGGUGGUGGUGGUGGUGGACGAUUGUCCGACCGGAAGCGACUACCGUACGCUGGGGCUGCCGCGUCACGCUGGGAAGGCAUCAACAAACCGCUCCCGUUGCCAACGGCUCACGGGAGACUGGGCCGACCGGACCAACCGUACCGCGGGGGCGGCCACCAACAUAGGGCGAACGAUUGGAUGAACAACCCGUACACGGAUGCGAUCAAUGUCGAGCAGCAGCCUUUGGCGGGCAGUGCGCCAAGACGACCGCCGUACGUAGCGCCGGCUCUGGGUGGGAAUUUUUCACCUAUUGAUCCGAAUAGGCUACGACGAAUUCCCAGCAACGCAGUCCGAGCGUCACCGGAGUCGCCGUCGGCAACGGUUCCCACAGCCGCUAGCAGCCACAAGGCGUACCGGAAACCGUACUCGCAGGCACGCCGCAGCGAGGAGCAGUUUUCCUCGCCCGAUGGUUCAGGUGAGGCUUCGCCCGGAAAGCCAACGUCGGCCACCGACCUGAAGGCGCUGCUGAAGCAAUCGGAUGGGCUUAGUUUGAGCGAGAUACUGCAGCAGCGCAACAUUUCGCUGCAGGAUCUCAUCAAGGGCAAACAGAUGGCACUGGCCGCCCUCACGCAGAGUCCGCUCGAUGUUAGCACCUCGAUGGGGGAGGAUGCGGACACGACGACCGUUUCACCGACGCUCUCGAGUGUGCGGUUUCGAGUGUUCGACGACACAACGGUGAUAAUGACCACGACAACGACGACGACGACGACGACGACAACACCGGCUUCAACCGUGGCUAACGAGCAAUCGUCUUCCGGACCGGAGUCGACCGUUCACCCGGUCAGGCCGGAGACAACCGUCCUGCUUGCGGAGGAUGAAACCAACAACUCCGUCGACGAGCUGGACGGGGGGCACGCGGUGUCCAUCUUUCCCACGGUGGAGAUUAAACAGCUCGCCCUCAAUCCCGUACUGCCCAUCCUGAAGGAGGAACGAUUGCGUCCGAUCAAGGGUGUCGCAUCGCGGAUACGGCCGGAUCUGAGUAACGCACACAUUCGCACGCUGGAACCGGCCCGGUUUCCUACAGCCGGUGGCAAUGGGAAACGACUACCUGCACUGUCGGCCUCGUCGUCGCCCUCGUCGGGUGAUGAUGAUAACGCGAUAACCACUGCAACCGGUUCAACGACGAUGGCGCCCCCGGCUCCGACCGUCCCAUCGCUGCUGCUCAUCACCUCGACCGCAAGGGAAAAGUGGACACCAUCGGCAUCGCUCCAGGGUCAGCGUCACCGGGAGCAGAAGUGGUCGGGAACGGCAAGUGGCAAGCAAACGAGUGCCCAACCUAAUCCCAACCACUCGAGCACACUCUCGCCGCCCGUCACUUCAUCGGAACAACCGGCGGCGAAGGAGUCCGUGGGACGAUUGAACUCAGCCGAGGCGACCUCCAUGCUGCCGGAAGCGGAAGCAAUGGUCGAGCUGUCCCCCGAGCGGCACCAUCAUCAUUUGCUGCGUGUGCCGAAGCUUAAAACCCGUAUCGCCAUCAAACCGAAGCUAACGAAUGUGGUUCCACCGACGGCACCGAGUACUUCCACGACGACUACGUCGCCACCGCCGGCCAGGGGUGAUCGGCUGAAUCUGUCCGAUGUGGAGCUGGGUGAGGAUGGUCCGCGCGUGAACAAGACCGACGCCACUCAACCGAGGCGCCAACAGCGACUGAAUGACAACGACGACGAUGAACCGGAGUUGAACAUUAUCGAAAAGUUUACCUCGUUCGCGGACCCAUCCGGUUCGUUGGAGGGAAAAUCCGUAGUAUCCGGUGAGGCGCAGGAUGAUCAGGCUAUGGCCGAUCUGAUUGGACGCAUCAGUGAACACACGCAGCGCUCGUUCACGGACAGUUUGGAGGAGUUUUACCGUGACGUAACCGAAAGCAAUCCUUCGCUUUUUAACGAUCUCUCCCCGAUCGCUAGCUCGGAUGAUCGUCGCGAGCUGCUGGAGCUGAUGGAAGAUCGCCGGAUUGGAUCGCGGCUCGCGAAGGUCCUGUCCCAACGCAAUAUGACCCUCGAGCAGCUGCUCGAACACCGGCGGCGUGGCUCGAGCCAGCUCCACCUGGCGGAGAUCGUCAACGGGAAGGUGAAACCGAUCGAUGACAAGAUCGACAUUGUGACGGCGUUCGAGCACUUCCCGCGCUUCAAUAUCGGCAACCUGCGCAGCAUCCGACCGGACGACAUCAAGCUGGACUCGCAGGGCUUCAGCUACUUCACGUCCAUCAUCAACCUCCGCCCGUCGGACGACGUGUACAAGGAAGCGCGAGCGCUGCAGGCUCGGCAUCGGGGCGCUACGCCCUCCAAUGGUAACCAUCGCAAUGAGGCGCAUUUUUUAGCGCCGGGCGGAUCGAAGGAUAGGCUGCUCGUGCCUUCGAGAAUGUCCGCCACCUCCGCCACCGCGGGAUCGUACGGCAGCAGCAACUACGAGGAGGAGAGCGCACGGGAAAACAUCGUCGAGCACGAUCUGCUGGAUCUGGAGCUGUCCGGGCACGGCUUCCAGCAUCACCGGAGCGCCUCGGUGACCAUCGAAAGUACGUCGAUACCGGUCGGUGUGCGGUCCGCUAUCGUGGCCAGCUCGGCGAUCGUCGGUGUGUCGUUGGCGAUCUUUGUUGCCAUAUUCGUCACCUGCCGGUUGCGCCAGCGCCGUCGCCAGAAGCUGAACUACACGGAAAACUUCAACAUGGCCAAGGGGCGCCUGCCGAUCAUUCACAGUGCCGAGAUGGAGGCGCGCAAGAGCUCUUCCUCGACGUCGGCCUCCGGGAGGUCGAGUAAUGGCGGCGAGCAGGUUGUCUACACGACGCACCGAGCACUCGCGGGCAGCGGAACUUCGCAAACCAUCGAUACGGGCACACGAGGAAGGCAGCAGAGUGCGGUGAUGGAUCCCAACUCGGUCGACGUGCAGGACUAUCUCUGGGACCGGAAACCGUUCCAGUAG